ACUUGUACCGCGUUCAAGACAACUUGGAACUCGGAAACUGAGCUCUGGGUUUCACGUUUGAAAAGGAUCAGAAUCAACCAAUAGGAACAUCUACGCAAAAACCGUACGCAAAUUCUCACUUGGGAGGUUCUGAUCUUUCCGAGUUGUCUUGAAAGCACCACGUGUGAAUUCUCUAGACUAUGAGGUGAUAAUAGUUUAUUGUAGUCGAUGCUAUGCGCCGUUUGGGAUUUGAGGGGAGCUGUUUCUUUCGCUUUGAAAACAAUUCUGGUUAUUCCCCAAAAUGUAGGUCAGUAGAUCAGUGGAGCAAACGUACACUCGAGGAAGUCCUGGGACGCGAUCGUGGAAAUUUGAUAAUUUUGGCCAUAUUUGUGGCAUUCUACCAUGUAAUUUCGCAGGACCCUUGCAGUUAGGACAAACCAAUAGCCUUCCUGUUUCUCGGCCUGAUGUCAUAACGCCCCAUCUGGCAGGAGCCAUGCCUGAUGUCAUAACCCCUCACCUGGCAGGAGCCAUGCCAAUCCAAGAGCUGUCUAGGAAACGGAAGGGGGAUAUAGACAACAGGGAAAAUGGUGAUGCUCAAAUAGAGGAGGAACAGAGCAGAUCGGAAGAUGAUGAUCAACAGGUGAAAAUAAAAUGCUUCAGGGAGCCACACAGCCAAAUUGAAAAGCGGCGGAGGGACAAAAUGAACACCCUUAUCGACGAGCUGUCAGCCAUGAUCCCCUCCUGUAACCCCAUAGCCAGAAAGCUUGACAAACUCACUGUGCUGCGAAUGGCUGUGCAGCACCUCAAAGCCCUGAAAGCAGGUGCUAGCAGUUCCUUUACUGAUGUUAAUUACAAACGCAAGCCUUCGUUUCUGCCUCAGGAUGAUCUCAAGCACCUGGUGCUCACGGCUGCAGAUGGGUUCCUGUUCGUGGUGAGUUGUGACAGGGGGAAGAUCGUCUUUACCUCAGAAUCCGUCUCCAAGUUCCUCAACUACAGUCGGUUGGAACUAAUUGGACAGAGUCUUUUUGAUUAUGUCCACCCGAAGGACAUUAGUAAAGUGAAAGAGCAGCUGUCAGCCUCAGGAUUAUACCCUCGCGAACGGCUCAUAGAUGCCAAAAGCUCUCCCGGUUCUUUAGCAGGGUUACAGGUGCAGGACCUUCCUGUGGGAGCAGUUCAACUGUGUACAGGGGCACGGCGCUCCUUCUUCUGCCGCAUGAAGCACAGCAGAACAGUUAUGAAGACAGAAGACAAAACCAUCCAGCCCAGCAGCUCCAAGAAAAAGGAGUCUCAGCGAUACUGCACUGUCCAUUGCACUGGUUACAUGCGGAGUUGGCCUUCCACCCAGCUGGAUGCUGAGAGUGACGAUAACGAGUUCACCCAUCUGUCCUGCCUGGUCGCUGUGUGCCGUGUUCACCCUAACAAUGCCUGUCAGCCCUCACUAGAGGUCAAGGUCAAACCCACCCAGUUUGUCACUCGCUUUGCAAUUGACGGCAAGUUCACCUUCGUGGACCAACAAGCCACUACUGUUCUGGGCUAUUUGCCACAGGAACUACUGGGGACCUCUUGUUAUGAGUACUUCCACCAGGAAGACCUGCGACCCCUCGCAGAGACACACAGGAAAGUUCUCCGCAGUAAAGAGAAGAUUGAGACCAGCUGCUACAAGUUCAAAACAAAACUUGGCUCCUUCGUCAUGCUUCAAAGUCAGUGGUUUAGUUUUAUAAACCCGUGGACCAAAGAAAUUGAGUUUAUUGUGUCAACAAACCGAGUUUUGGGACCCGGUCACACAGAAGCUGAACAGCCGAGCAGCUCCAAGCUGUUGGACGAAGAGAGCAAAAAUACUAUCCUUAUCCCUGGCAUCUCCACUGGCAUGGCCACUAUGAUCUACGCUGGCAGCAUAGGGACCCAGAUAGCAAACGAGCUCUUGGACUCCAACAGGGUCAAUUGUUCUCCAUCGAGUGAAACCUCCAGUCCCUUCUGUCCACCUCAGGACAGGUCUCCAAUGGUCUCCUCUCAUGCCAACAUGUCAAAUGAGGAGGUGACUGAUACAGUGAGCAAGUCUAGAUUACAGUCUGCUUCAAAGGGGGCCACAUACGCUGGCAGCAACACACAUAUGGACACAGCCCAUUCUCCCCCAGGAGAGACCUCCCAGAUGGACCUGGACAGCAUGGUGGGACCAGGCCUCGGUAUCCUGAGCAACGACGAGGCUGCCAUGGCCGUCAUCAUGAGCCUGCUGGAGACUGAUGCCAACCUGGGGGACGCAGUAGACUUUGACAACAUGCACUGGUCUCACUAGCAUAGAUUCAAAUGCCAUGAAUUCAGGAGAAGAAUUUAGAUUCUAAUUCAAGAAUUGAAAAAUGAUAUUUAUUCUUAUCUACAUUACUUCAUUUUAUUUAUUUAAGCACUUUCAAAGAGGAUUUCGUUCAAUUCCUGAAUUGGGAUUUUAAUUCACUUCCAGAAUUUAAAUGGAAUUGACCCCCAACUCCAUCAGUCCUUAACUCUGUAGUUUAUGGUUAGACGAACUCCAUCCAGGGACUAUUUUCAUGUGCUCCGCUACCAAGGAAACAGAUGUAUGUGCUUCUGAGGGACUUCUACAGCUCUCUGUUUAAGUUUCAGCAAGAGAAAUCUAGCCUGCUCUAAAACCAGCUAACUAUUUGGUGGCUUACACAGCUGGUUCAAUUGGUAGGGAUUUUUUUGAUCAAUGUUUCAAUGUAACUGAAUGUGUACUAAAACCACCCGAGUUUGCCUAUAUCUGGGGGGGUCACAGAUCGAUAGCAGUUCGGUACUCUCGGGGUUCCCGCCUGUGAAAGUGAUCAACUCAAAUUCCAAGGUAGUGGACGGAGGCAUAGGUUAAUCAAUUGCAAAGUAUAUUAACUCUGAACACUGAUCACUUGUGUGAAUAACUUGAAAUGAAACAUUACAAACGUGUCUUCACUCAAAUUGUCAUUGUCGAUUAUUACAAAGUGAAAUUGUAUAUUCUUCUGUCUUUUUGCUCUUGCAUUGUAGGCUUCUGUGUAGGUGUCUAUUGUAAAGACACCAGCAUUCCUUUUUCUGAAGUCACUCAAGAGGUAGAGCUGCUUCUCUUGAAAUGUUUUUAUUUACACUGAAACAGAAAACCCUUAAGAUGCACCUGCAGGGAUGUAAUGGAGGCUAAACGCACAGAAACAACUUUUUAUUUUGUUGAAAGCAUUUACACAUUUAUUCCGCAACGUUGGCGUUGUUAGCAAUAGCAUGUGCUUUGCCUAUCCUAGAGGAACACAAUGGAAAUAAGCUCUCGGGCUUGAUUGUGUUUUAUCCUCAAUGGUUUUAAAUAUCUGUUCUUCAACUUUUUAAUGAUCAAAUAAAAUACUCACUGCCCGUCAUCACAACCAGCAUUCAGGUCUUACCCAGUUUAAUCCUUUUCCACUACAUCCCUGUGCAUCUGCCUUAUACAAACACAUCCUAGUUUGUUUGAAAUGUGGAGGUGUGAAACUAAUCCAGACAAGGAAAAUAAUGCUUGCAAACAACCUUUUGAUCCUCGCUUCAGCAAACUAUUGCGAAAGCCUCUUUUAGUCCAAGAACUAAUCUCAAUACCGUGUCUGCCUUUGCUAUGAACAGAGCAUUACUUUCUCUCUGUGAAGUUUGCACACCUUCCAAAUACUUAAAAUCCAAGUGCUUGAAAAUAAAUGAAGUCUGUGUUGCUGUAAUUCAAUCUAAAUGCACUGUACGUUUUGUUCUGCAAUUUUGGUUGCGGAACAAAAUGAGGGACAAAAGGGAGAAAUAUCAGUGAAUCCGUAAUGACUUGAAUUGUAAUGCCUGUGUGCACUCCUGCAGUGUUGAUUAUUAUUAAACUUUUUGGGUGAGGGAAGAUCAUGGCUUCAUGUGCAAAGAAUCAAGUAAUCUGGCACAGAAAAGCAAAUGAAUAAACUGCAUGUCAAAUUUU
Molecule: messenger RNA, 3898 nt
Organism: Oncorhynchus tshawytscha (Chinook salmon)
Lineage: Eukaryota; Metazoa; Chordata; Actinopteri; Salmoniformes; Salmonidae
Product: aryl hydrocarbon receptor nuclear translocator-like protein 1
Exons: 17
Coding region: 473-2272 (599 amino acids)
Biological process (GO): regulation of transcription by RNA polymerase II
Cellular component (GO): nucleus; transcription regulator complex; cytoplasm
Molecular function (GO): DNA-binding transcription factor activity, RNA polymerase II-specific; protein dimerization activity; RNA polymerase II cis-regulatory region sequence-specific DNA binding
Source: RefSeq, a predicted model, not a curated record